AUGGAGAACACAGCUCUUCUUCACAUGGCAGUCUUGAGUGGAGCUCCUUUCCAGAAGCCUAGAUUACAGCAAGGACGCCAUGCAGGACUAGAACUCCUCCUCUACUCUCAAAUCCCUUUUUAUAAUCCUGUCAGAGAUGUGCCGGCAGCACAAGGUGUGUUGUUUGUACACCGCUCUUGUGAAGGUGCACCUUCUUUUCAGCUGCAGGGAAGUGACAUGGAAAGGUGUCUUAUUUGAGUCCUGAGUCAACACAAACUGUCCGGGCUAAAAUGGUAGAUGUUGUGUCACCACACACCAUGCCAUCAGAAAGCGAGGUUCACGUGGCCAGAUGCUUUCUCACCAAGAUUUUGCGAAGCUCAAUGAGGAAGAACCGCUUGAAAGGAAAGAAUGAUUCGAGCUCUCGGCCUCAUACCUGGCAUUCCUCCAAGCUGAAAGAGGAGGAGUCUGAGUCCCCUGGCAGAGAGUCGACCCUGGUGGCAGUGUGGCAGCCAAAAGAAGCAAGGUCCAAUGAGUCAUCCUUUCCAGUGGACCAGAAUAUCAGGCAUCUGCUAACUGCCCAGCACAGUCCAGUGAACAGCAUGAAGAAACUUGAGCGUCCGGCUCAACCGUUCGCGGCAGAUCUUUCUUCCCCAACUAAGUACACCGGCAACACUGAGACUCUCAGUGGUACACAAAGCAGAAGAGGCACAUUCAACUGUUUCUCCAGUGGAUCAAGCCCUCACUUUUUAGAUCCGAGCUUGCUCAGCAGGAAGGGAACGAGUAUUGAAAACAUUUUUUUCAAGGGUUUUGGUAGUGGAGGAACUGCUACAGGAGAGCGCCCCAAGUACUUGCAGGCUCUUCACUUGGAGGGGUCUUGGUUGGAGGAGCAGAACUCAUCUCGAAAGCCUAGCACUGGACCCCUGUGGCAGGUACCAGAAAAGAAGCCCCAGUCUUCUCCUCCGUCAUUGCGCAAUGACAGUUUUGCUUCCACAAAGGUGUUCCCUUAUUUUGAGGGGCCUGAGAGAGAUCGAAGGAAUCAUGACAGGUCAGGUGAAAAGCUGACUGAGAGUAACAAAUCCCAUGCGGAAAAGGAGUUUAGGCGGAGCUUCACCCCACUGUCUGACAGGGAGUUACUCAAUCUCAGCCACACCCAACCACGCCCAAGCAAACAUUUCUCCUUGUCUAGCACUGAUAUUAGACCGUCUCAUUAUAAUAACACACCUGACCACUAUAGGCAACACAGUGAUGAGCGUCCGGCAUGUUUAGCUCCUCCCACCAAUAUUCAGAGCAUUGGAAGUUACUAUCGCAGUCUACAGGAUCUGCCGAUGAAGGCGUCUGGCUGUAAAGAGGUCUGGCGUUCCUCAGCAUCCAUUGCUACUACAAACCCGAAAAUAGAAAAGAGUGAACACAACAUAUACUCAAGCCUGGUAACCAAGAAGACAAAGCACCACAUGCCAUACAAGGAAAAUAAAGAUCAUAGUCGCUCUCUAAGAAACGUUCUCCUUGACCAUCAAAGUUCUGAACGCUCUCACUGCCAUGACACACAGCAUGCCGUAAAGAAAAGCGGAGGGCAGACAAUUUUCGCAGCUCAUCAAAAAAACAAGCAUGUCAGCCUCUUUAGACUCCACGACCCCUGGGUGCCUCAAGAAGACCACAGAAUAUCCCCUUUGAGGACUCCAUUGCUUCACUCUCUGGCAAAGGAGAGUAGAAUUCAGCAAGCAGUAAGGCUCACAAGUAUUGUGUCACCCCAGGAUGUCUAUGACUCCAUGGUCACCAGCUGUGGUCAAGUCAGUCGGCGCAGUGACCGUUACGCCACCGCCCUACAAAGUGAUGUCAGGGAGAAGCGAGCUCAGCUCCAAAAAAGCUGUAGUGCCGCAGCGCUGACUUGCAAUGUUGAUGAUGCGUACUUGGCGGAGUGGAAAUCCACAGAGAACAUUACAUCAUGUAGUAUCUCCUCCUCAAACGCAUACAAAGAACAUCUGAAAGAGGCGCAGGCCAGGGUUCUGAAGGCAACUUCCUUCCAGAGACGUGAUCUAGACCCCCUUGGAGUAGAGGGACCAGCCAUCAAAACCGCCAAUGGUCGCGUGAGAGGUUAUAAGCGCCUUCCUUUGAACAAGCGGACGUAUUCCUUCUCAGAACCAGACAAGAUAGACAAGCUAGGGGUGGACAGGGAACAUCAGGUUUCAUCAUUUCACCAAAUGAAGUCGUUAGAGACCAAGCCUGCAUUUUCUAAGCCAGUUAAGCCAGUGUCAAAGUCUAGCACAGAUCUAAACACAUGUGAAGGCGACACAAUUGAAAGCAAGAACAUAACUUUAGCAGGAGAGGCUCAGGAGAUUGAUUUGUCAGCGGAGGUCAGUCGCCUUAACCCCCCAUGGGAGGAGGUCCAACAGGACCAACAAAGACUUGGAACCUUCGCAGAGUACCAGGCCUCAUGGAGCAAACCGAAGAAGACAUCUGAGGCCAAGAUUAAAGGCAGGUAUUACUCGGCAGAGAACAUCUUGGAUACCGAAGCUGAGGGUGUGUGCUUCCACGAGAGAUCCAGAUCUUCUCCUUCUGCAGACUUCCAUACUCAGAAUAGUCCAUCCCUGUUGAGAAAUCCCCAAUCCAAGCAAAGGAAUGACGGAAACCAGGGCCCAGUUCCAGGCACACCUGACUACCAGACCAGCCAGGACUCUAUCCACUCCGCCUAUAUUGCGGCCUCCUCCUGCCCUGGUAGCCUGGGUCCAGUUCUCGACUCCCAGCACCCAGAAAAACACCCACAAGCCAAUGGUGUGUCACCAUCCAAGUCGCAUUUAGGCCCAGAAACAGCAUCCCCAUUUUUGCUCUCAGCUGAGGCCUUUGAAAACCAAGCGAUGCUUGCGCCCGGAUUGGUCUUGGGCACCCAGCAGUACGCCUCUGCUGAGAGAGCGACCCCUGCUGACCAUCCCCACUUCUGCAGGAUGCCUGAAUUUAAAAGGAAUAAGGAAGAAGCGGUGAAAAACAAGAAGUCAGCAUCGUCCACCGUCCUUGCAGAAAAUCAAGCUCGCUCUCCUUUGCCACAGUUUUCCCCCUUGAGGCUGACAGACAAGCAGCCGACUGUGUCCAUGCAGGAGGACUCAACUCUCAGAUCUGAAAAUGACUCCAAGCUACCAGACCCACAGAUUGUCCAAAACGAAAAUAGCACUGAUUUAUCUGGCCAGGGGACAAUAGUCCCUUCGUCAGACAUGCGCUGGUCUCCUAGCAGCAACAUCUUUGGCGUCUUCAAGCAGCCCGCUGAUGUCAUCCCCCCGCGUGAGAUAUCGCCUGCCUCACCCUCUGUCUGCAGUCAACAGCCGACUAAGGACUUGGGACGAGGCUCUAACCAAGGCAACAUUCUUGAGUUAGGCAUAACGGGGGAAGAGGCCAAGAGAGAUCAGCUGGUGAGGGACAUCAUGGGCAAAGACAAAUCCCUGGUGGAGAUCCUAGAUCACAGUGGAAGGAAGACCACUAUGGAUCUGAUGGAAGGAAUAUUUCCCUCAGAGGAGCAGAUCUUUGAGGGGGCCUUGCAGCGCAGAAGAACCUCCAAUGGUUCCAGGCUACCCAUCACAAGCAGGAGGGAGGAAGACGAGGUCUCUGCGGCGAGUUCCCUGGUACCCAGCUCCUCCUACUACAACACGUCAGCUCCAAAGGCGGAGCUUCUUAUCAAGAUGAAGGACAUGAAGGAACAACUGCAGGAGUCUGAAGAUGAGCUGGACGUGGACCUGGCGAGUAAAAAGCACAAGCUGAUUUCCAGCUUGGCCAAGAAGCUGGAGGUGCUUCGAGAAGCGCGCCGUAGCCUGCAGGAGGAUGUAGAAGACAACGAGGCUUUGGGCCUUGAGGUAGAGAUCACCGUUCAGCGUCUCUGCUUGCCCAACCAGCUCGACAAGUUCCGGAUGUUUGUGGGUGAUCUGGACAAGGUCGUGAGCUUGCUGCUGUCGCUGUCGGGUCGUCUUGCCCGGGUGGAGAACGCUCUGAACAGCCUGGAAGAUGAAGCGCCGCCCGAGGAAAAGCGCACCCUGACCGAGAAGCGCAAAGUGCUAAUACGUCAGCAUGAGGACGCAAAGGAACUGAAGGAGAACCUCGAUCGCCGGGAGCGUCUGGUCUCCGCCAUCAUGGAGGACCACUUGGACACGGCACACCUGGAUGACUAUCGUCAUUUUGUAAAGAUGAAAUCUGCCCUCAUCAUCGAGCAGCGCAAACUAGAAGACAAGAUCAAGCUGGGCGAGGAGCAGCUCAAGUGUCUGCUGGACAGUCUUCCACUGGAGCAGAGGCCAUGGCUCUGAUACCUUCUGGAGCCCGAGUAGAGAAAUAAACACUCCACGGGCAUCUGGACUGCUGACACUGGCACUAAAUGUUUUUUAGUUUUUUUGCAAGAGCAGAUAGAAAUAUAAAACCAGUGGAUUGUGUUAAAACUUUGCAAUUUAAACAAAAUGGGCUCUCGACAUGAAACUGUGUGUGUCUUAAAAAAACAUUCUUCAAAUGAUCUGACUUUUCAACUUGAGUAUCUUUAGUCCUUUUUUCACCAGCCGGUAACUUUUUGUAUCAGGUAAAAUAUAUCUUAACAAUAUGUUAGACUGACCAUACGUCCUCUUUUCACCGGACAGUUUCUUAAAUGCCUCAAAUGUCCGGCAUUUUGAGUUAGGGUUGUGUGUAUUUUCAAUGUACGUUCAGGGUUAAGAAGGGGUUAAAAACAAAACAAACAGCAGCAUUGGUGAGGGAGGGGCAGAGACAGAGAGAGAGUUAUGAUAAACACGUUCGUAAGCAACCGACAGUACCCUUUUUUGUUCAAUAAAACGAUUGCUGAUGAUGACCUCAAUCCCUUUUUUUAAUGUCUGGUAGGUAGGGGUGUAAUGGUACGUGUAUUUGUAUUGAACCAUUUCGGUACGGAAGUUUCGGUUCGGUGCGGAGGUGUACCAAA
This is a messenger RNA of Nerophis lumbriciformis (worm pipefish), 4894 nucleotides long. RefSeq names its product protein Shroom2-like. Gene Ontology annotation, cellular component: apical plasma membrane; cortical actin cytoskeleton; adherens junction. The record is from RefSeq and is a predicted model, not a curated record. Gene Ontology annotation, biological process: actin filament organization. Lineage: Eukaryota; Metazoa; Chordata; Actinopteri; Syngnathiformes; Syngnathidae. Gene Ontology annotation, molecular function: actin filament binding.